CAGCCAACCGGCAAAAGCAUUCGGAACGGAGUGGAGGGGAGUUGGACAAGUCAGCCGCACCGUAGAGCGUCGCGCACCAUACCUCCAUCGGCUUCUGCUCUUCUGAACACCCUCUUCCUCCACCUGGCAUAUGAGGGAAAUCACAUUUUCUUUUCUUAAACCGCUGGUGAAUGAAAAACGUUGUUGAUGGAUUUGGAGAGGGAUUUCAUAAGUGAUUUGCCUCAAAGCAUCAUUGAGACCAUCCUAGUAAAGCUUCCAUUAAGGGACGCUGUAAUAACCAGCGCAUUAUCAAGCAAAUGGAGGUAUAAGUGGUCUAGCAUUACCGAACUUGUUUUCGAUGACAUGUGUGUUAUACCUAUUUGCUGUGACCAAUCGGUUGUUGAGAGGACUCUGGUACACUUUGUUACCCGAUUUUUGUUGCUUCACGAUGGUCCCAUUCAUAAAUUUGCAUUAUCCAGUAAAUAUCUUUCGAGCAAGCCCUAUAUAGAUCAGUGGCUUCUUUUCCUUUCCAGGAAAGAUGUAAAAGAAUUGAGUAUUGAGUUAGGGGAACCCGAGUGGUUUAGGGCCCCUUCUUAUCUCUUCUCAUUUCAGAAGUUGACUCACUUGGAGCUAAUUCGGUGUGAGUUGAACCCUCCUUUGAAUUUUAAAGGGUUUUCAUGUUUAAAGCAUCUAAAUCUUCAACAAGCUAUUAUGCCUCCGUGUGACAUUGAAAACCUCAUCUCUAGUUGCUCUCUUCUCGAAAAUUUGACCUUGUCAUACUUUGAUAGUUUUGAGCUCACUAUUCGGGCACCGAAGCUAAGAUAUUUAAAUUUGGAAGGAGAGUUUAAGGAGAUAUUCCUUGAAAAUACCCCAAAUUUGGUUACUGUAUCUGUUGCCAUGUACAUGACUGACGAUAAUGCAGAGCACUUUGAACAAAGCUCUGGUUGCAAUUUCGAGAAGUUUCUUGGUAAUGUCCCUAAUCUCGAACAGCUUACUGGGCAUAUAUACUUCACAAAGUAUCUCAGUAUAGGGAAUGACAGAGAAAGCAAACGUAUGAUUCACCACCAUCUCAAAGUUAUUGAACUACAUCAAGUUAGUUUUGAAGAUUUGGAUGAGAUACUUGUCGUUCUUCGCCUUAUUUCGGGCUCCCCUAAUCUAGAGCAGCUUCAUAUAUCGGGUUCCACAUACACAACAACUGACUAUGAGGAUUUGCAAAUUUGGGAGAAAUGGUUGCCAGCUAAUUGCGAAUUCAAAAAACUAAAAUUUGUGAAGAUGACUGAUUUUUUCGCCAUGUUGCAUGAAAUGGCUUUUAUCAAGUUCUUGCUAGCUCAUUCCCCAGUUCUUGAAUCAGUGACGGUUACCCCAAGUUUCUGCAUUGCGGAUAGACAACUUAAGGCGCUGAUUGAUUUGCUUAGUUAUCGCCGUGCGUCCCCUCUUGCUACUAUCCGAUUUGCUCAAACGCAGUCCUAGACGCAGGCUAACUGUACAUUGUUUUCUCAGAAAAGAAUAGAGGAUGUGUUUGGUUAUGUUUAACUUGUUCAGAUUCUUUUGGAUAAUUUACUCUAUUUGGUAACUUCAUUUAUGUCAGAAUUGAGCUCAAGAUUGUGUUAGGUCAUCACUUUCCAUGUAGUUUAUGGUAUUAAAUACUAUCUAUGUUGUCAUCUAAGAUUGUGUUAGGUCAUCACUUUCCAUGAAUUGAGCUCAAGAUUGUGUUAGGUCAUCACUUUCCAUGAAUUGAGCUCAAGAAGUAUGUAAACAUCCUGUUGAGAUUUUCUAAGCACUAGUGAGUGGUGUAGUUGUCAUCUAUGU
This is a messenger RNA of Cuscuta europaea, 1788 nucleotides long. The record is from the annotation of a GenBank genome assembly. Lineage: Eukaryota; Viridiplantae; Streptophyta; Magnoliopsida; Solanales; Convolvulaceae.